AUGGUCGGAAUCGGUCCUAAGCAGCCACCAUCCCGCAAGGGAUCCAUGCACGAUUUGCCGCAGAAUCUGCUGCAACACAUCAAGGACUUUGAAGAUGUCUUCACUGUGGACCGCGCGAAGCUCAAGCAGAUCGUCAACCACUUCGUCAAGGAGCUGGAGAAGGGUCUGACCGUCGAGGGCGGCAACAUUCCGAUGAACGUCACCUGGGUCAUGGGCUUCCCCGAUGGCGAGGAGCAGGGUACCUUCCUGGCUCUCGACAUGGGUGGCACCAACCUGCGUGUUUGCGAAAUCACCCUGACCGACCAGAAGGGUGCCUUCGACAUCACCCAGUCCAAGUACAAGAUGCCCGAGGAGCUGCGUACCGGUACCGCCGAGGAGCUGUGGGAGUAUAUUGCCGACUGCCUGCAGCAAUUCAUUGAAACCCACCACGAGAAUGAGAACAUCUCCAAGCUCCCGCUGGGUUUCACCUUCUCCUACCCGGCCACCCAGGAGUACAUCGACCACGGUAUCCUGCAGCGCUGGACCAAGGGAUUCGAUAUCGACGGCGUCGAGGGUCAAGACGUCGUCCCUCCGCUGGAGAACAUUCUCAAGAAGCGGGGCCUCCCGAUUAAAGUCGCAGCCCUCAUCAACGACACCACCGGAACCCUCAUCGCCUCCUCAUACACCGAUAGUGACAUGAAAAUCGGCUGCAUCUUCGGCACCGGCGUCAACGCCGCAUACAUGGAGAACGUGGGUUCCGUCCCCAAGAUCGCCCACAUGAACCUCCCCGCCGACAUGCCCGUCGCCAUUAACUGCGAAUACGGCGCCUUCGAUAACGAACGCGUCGUCCUCCCCCUGACCAAAUACGACGAAAUCAUUGACCGCGACUCCCCGCGUCCCGGCCAACAAGCCUUCGAGAAGAUGACCGCCGGUCUGUACCUGGGCGAAAUCUUCCGUCUGGCCCUCGUUGACCUCCUCGACUCCCACGACGACCUCAUCUUCAAAGGUCAGGAUACCUCCAAGCUGCGCAAGCCCUACAUCCUCGACGCCUCCUUCCUCGCCGGCAUCGAAGAAGACCCCUACGAGAACCUGUCCGAGUCGGCCGAUCUGUUCCAGCGCGAGCUCUCCAUCCACCCCACCCAGCCCGAGCUCGAAUUGGUCCGUCGUCUGGCUGAGUUGAUCGGUACCCGUGCCGCCCGUCUGUCGGCCUGCGGUGUUGCCGCCAUCUGCACGAAGAAGAACAUCGAGUCCUGCCACGUCGGUGCUGACGGCUCCGUCUUCACCAAGUACCCUCACUUCAAGGCCCGAGGUGCCCAGGCUCUGCGGGAGAUCCUGGACUGGGCUCCCAAUGAGAAGGACAAGGUGUCCAUCAUGGCUGCUGAGGAUGGUUCCGGUGUGGGUGCCGCCCUGAUUGCCGCGUUGACCCUCAAGCGUGUCAAGGCCGGUAACUUGGCUGGUAUCCGCAACAUGGAUGACAUGAAGACUCUGCUUUAG
Penicillium argentinense is the source of this 1473-nucleotide messenger RNA. RefSeq names its product putative hexokinase Kxk. Bases 1 to 1473 code for a protein of 490 amino acids. Gene Ontology annotation, biological process: glycolytic process; glucose 6-phosphate metabolic process; intracellular glucose homeostasis. Gene Ontology annotation, molecular function: glucokinase activity; fructokinase activity; mannokinase activity. The record is from RefSeq and is a predicted model, not a curated record. The transcript is spliced from 5 exons. NCBI's taxonomy places the organism in Eukaryota, Fungi, Ascomycota, Eurotiomycetes, Eurotiales, Aspergillaceae. Gene Ontology annotation, cellular component: cytosol; mitochondrion.